Messenger RNA from Hyla sarda, 3069 nucleotides. Its product is annotated as carcinoembryonic antigen-related cell adhesion molecule 20-like. NCBI's taxonomy places the organism in Eukaryota, Metazoa, Chordata, Amphibia, Anura, Hylidae. The record is from RefSeq and is a predicted model, not a curated record. The transcript is spliced from 9 exons. The coding region runs from base 218 to 1498 and encodes 426 amino acids.
GUAGAGAGAACUGGAGGAGAAGGCGUAGAGACGCGUAGGAGGACAGAUCGCUUGGGAUCUGCUAAAUCCAAGAAGAUGUCAUAAAACACCAAUCCUACAACAUCUCCAGUCACAUCCGUCACAUCUCCAAGGGUCAGGGGCACAAUGCCAGGAUCUGGGUGAUCAGGAGGCUUUUGCCUGCGAUUUGUUGCUAUUUGGUGUUUACAGUUUGGAUACAAUGUAUCUCAUUCAGAUUCAUCACUUCAGUCACUGUGCACUGCUCGCAGUUCUCCUCGGCCUCACAAUGGAUUUGACCAGUGGAAUGGACCGUAUCCUGAUCCCUCAGUAUCCGAUUAUUAAUGGAUCCGUCACCAUGAGUGUUACCGGCAUCACUGGGGACAUUCAGACUGCCUCCUGGUUUAAAGGACCAGAUUCAUCUUCUCAGUAUCAGAUCCUGGCAUAUUUUCCUGGUAGUUCUUCCCCAUUAGUUCCUGGACCUCUGUACAGUCCUAGGUUCUUACCUUUCAAUAAUGGAUCAUUACAGAUCAAAGAUCUUCUUAUCACUGAUGGAGGGAAUUAUAUAGCGAAGAUACAGACAGGGAAACAAGAAGACAUAGCUGUGACCCUGACCGUCUAUGAGCCGGUCACUAAACCUAAAAUGACAGCAGCACCCUCCAACCAACCCAAAGAAAAUGAAACAUUAACCCUAACCUGUGACACCUCACAGGCCAUUAUGAUAAGAUGGAGCAGACGUGGCGGCAGCAUCUCCACCAACACCAAGUUAUCUGGAAAUAACAAGACUCUGACCUUCUCCGGUAUAAAACGAGAAGACGCAGGAGAAUACCAGUGUGAGGCUCAGAACCUUGUCAGUAAGGAUUCCAGUGAUCCCUACAAAGUCACUGUGGCCUAUGGACCAGACUAUGUGAAAAUAGAAGGGUCGUCCUAUGUGAGGCCGGGUUCUUCCAUCACUUUAUCAUGUUCUGCUGAUUCUUUCCCGACUCCUGAAUAUCAGUGGAAACACAAUAACACUGUCCUAGAGGAAAAAACGAACAAAUAUAGUAUUAGUAGUGCUAUAAAUGAGAAUGAAGGCCUGUACUGGUGUAUAGUGAAGAACACAGUGACUGCCCGCACGGCUUCUGUCUCUAUAUACGUGAAUGUGACUGAAGAAUAUAUAGAAUUACCAAAAGACAAGGGUAGCGCAAUGAUCAUCGGAAUUGUGGUGGCUGUCGUGCUCUUGUUGAUUCUUAUUGCAGCAAUAAUUUAUCUGCUCAUCUUACACAAACGGCGCAAAAGCUUAAGUGACACAAAUUCAACGUUAAAAGACUCAUCCCGGAAUGGUCAGGCUGACAUUCCAACACAAACUGCGGAACAGCAUGAGCUUCAGUACGCUUCAAUUGAGUUUUCCAACAACAUGCCAAAAAAGGAGCAGAAACCCGAAGCGAUCUAUGAAAACCGGAGUCCCCAGGCGGCGCCGCCUCCUACGGACAAUGUGGUGUAUUCCGAGCUGAAAUUGCGCUGAAUUCUACUUCCUCCGUCACUUCAUUCACACACAUUCCUACGACUGUGCACCAGGAUUUGCUGUACAAUUCGUCCACUCGGCGAUCCGUCGGAUUUCUACAUUAUAACCCGCUCCGGAUGUGAGCGUAUUCUACUCCGUCCUAGCAGGACACGCUCAGCACCGGAGCCGUCAGACUAACCUCAGGCUCUUACACAAACGCCAACAUUCCCUGUAUAGCUUUAGUCUGUGCUUCCCGCCUUGUCUGAUGCUGUCCUCUAGUGUCCAGGUGUUGAAUGGCAGCUACGUGUAUCGUGAAAAACAUGAAACCCUUGUCCUGAUCUUUUUUGAGGGAACCAAUUGCUAUUCUGUUUUUAAUAAGACUGGACUUCUUACCGACGUUUCGGUCCGGAUGUCUCCUCCUACGACCCUCAUUGCUCAAGUGCAGAUUUGAUGUGCAAGACAGUUGCAUGCCGUGAAGUAACCUUUUUUAGAGGAACUUGAGGUCAACCUAACAUUGCAGGAUCUUAUCGGAACUGUGAACUUAAUUUUUUUACCAUAAACUGUAUGUACUGUACACGUCCAUAGAUUCUGCAAAAUAUAUAAUAUAGAUAUGCACACCUACAGUCAACCUUGCUGUGUUUACCAUAGCCAGGGCGUAGCUAUAGGAGGUGCAUCCGGGCCUGGGUACUUGAGGUGCUUUAAGGCCUUCUCAUUACGAGAGGACAUCAGUAUUAAUAUAAGCACAUGGAAGGUUUUGGGGGCUGUUGACUGGACAUGGCAAAAUGCCCAAAAGUCCUACACAAGCCUUGUUGAACUCAACAGUACUGGUCUGUCUUACGAAGCCUCCUAAAGCAUUAGAAGGGUCCUCAGCCAAACUGGACUUAUUUAUGGUAGGUGGCUCAAUAUACUUAUUGCCCACCUAGGCAUGGAUGGUUUCUGAUCCACCCCUGUUAUAUGGGAAGCCUUUUAAGAGUAUAUUUUAACCUCCUAGGAGGUUCGGGCCUAGCUCAGAUGGAAAGAACCUACUGCCCAUUGCUACCAUGGCAACCAGGAAUGGAGAAGCCUAAAGUAUUUAAGGGUAAUGGAGGCUUUUUGUCUUACAAGAAAGAGUAAAGAAGGACCGGGCCCGUUUUUAGGGGUUGUGGUGGUGUCAAUAACUAAGAAGCCCUAUUUUCAUUCUUGCUCCGAUUUGAUAUAGUCCUUUGUAAUCGGUUGUAAAUGUACUGUAAGUAUUAGGACAAUUGUAACCAAGGUACAGCUGGGAGUAAAUGGACCACUUACACAACUAUGGUAUAUGUAAAUACUAUACCAGUGGUCUCCAAACCGUGAUUGCAAAAAUACAACUCCCGGCAUGCACGGACAGCCGUUGGCUGUCCGGGCAUGCCGGGAGUUGUAGUAUUGCUACCCCCGGAGGGCCACCGUUUGGAGAUCACCGCACUAUACUGUAAAUAUAGAAAGAACGUGUCUGUCUAUUUUAAAAAUAAAGAGUGUGAAUUGCUUAUUGUGAUCUUAACGUCAAUGUAGCAUUCUAUUAAAAUAAAAUAAAAAUAAAAAAUUUAAAAAAAGGACAAUAAACGGUAUAUCGACCUCCG